AUGGCGGCAGUGCUGGGUGCACUAUGCAUCAGCACAGACUCUAUUGAGGUGCCACACAGUUUACCACCUUCUCGUGUCGGCGGGUACCAAGGGUACUCGAGACCGACAUACACUCAUAUCCCAGCGAGUAUUGUAGCACAGAUGUCCGAGGACUAUGUCAGAAUGGGUUCGGCAUUGAAGAGCCGCAGACAGAGCAUCGGUUUUGGUAGCAAUGGGAGAUUGCACGGCAAGCUGACCUACACCGAUAACCAUGGCGAGCCGGUGAAAUUCCUGGCAAUGGAUGAGUUUGAGGAAGAAUUGCAUCAUGCGUAUUGCACCGACCAAACCGUGGAGAUCAGCUUCCACGAAGAAGUCGACUUCCAAGAAAUUAUGAGAGAUUGGAAGUUCAUCAAUGACCACGAGGACAAUCAUGUACUACUUAUCACGACCACUCAGCAAUGUGACAAGGGGCUCGAUGCUACGAACAAUCUUCAGCCUUGGAUCGUCUCGAGCGCGCAAUUUGACGACACGGCCAACAACGUCACGCUGAUUGGGGACCCAGUCGAGUUCUCCCAACUACCAUAUCAUGCUCAGCUCGAAGCAUCCAGUCAGGGCAAGCUCAUUCCCGCGAAGUUCAGGCGUGACGAACCUGCUACGAGCGAGGAGUACAAGACCCCCGGCGACAUCGACUUCAACGUUGAGAUAGCUAAGGUCGGAAUAGCUCUGGGCAGUGCAGGAGACGUGCUCAAGUCUCUCCAAGGAAAGCCCCCAGAUGUCACCAUCGCUUGCAUGAACUGCUCCAUCCAUGGUGGGCUGGACUUCGAUGUCAACAUCCACGCUGAUCUCAACUCCAAGACGAAGCUCAGUGGUGGGAUUUUCCUGAAGGCGAAGGACGUUGGGGCAACUAUCCGCAUCCUGCUGUCAGUCAAUUCCAUCUUGAAGGACGUUAUCAGCACUGAGCAGCCUGUCUUUGGCUAUGUCCCCACGGGGCUGGGAUUCUACUUCGGCAAGAUCAUUGACAUUGGGCCGACUGCAAUGCUGUAUUUCAAGGUGAAUGUAGGCGGGAAUGAGAUGCCAGUUGCAGUGGAAACGGGCUUCGACCUGUCCAUCGACCCCAAUGCCGAGUUCAAGCUGGACUUUGCAGACCCUACAAAGUCUGAUGCCAGCGACUGGCAGCCCAAGUUCGAAGCUCUGGAUCCCCGUGUCUCAGAAGGGAACUACUCUCUCGACUUGCAAAUGGGCCCCGUGCUUCAGUUCGUUAUUGCGGGGAAAGUGCUCGGUAUGGGAGCUGAGGCAGGCUUCGAUAUGGGUGGUGGAAACAUGGACUUCAAGGUAGAACAAGGAGUCAAGAGCGAUAUGUGCAGCAAAAAGCGCUCGACAGGGCGUCCGGACAAUGCUCAGGGUUCCAAAAAGAAUGGAUUCAAUUUUAGUGACCACGUUCACAACCAGAUUCAGGACAGACCAGCAUACCUGAAAUACGACAUGGGCCUCGUCAACGAGAUCAAAGCAUUUGCGGAUGCCAACUUCUUCGGAGCAAAAGCCUACGCAGGACACGUGUUGAAGUCUGAAUCAACUCAGCUCGCAACAACCUGUGGUGAACUGCCUCAAACGACAGAGUUCCUCAAGACGAAUGCUGCAUUGGUGUUGCCUUCAGUGAGCACGUUCGAGGCGACGCAGAUUGUCGGGUCGGCCAUCUCAGCGGUUUCCAGUGUGGUGGAGAAGGUGGAAGAAGUGGCUACUGCGACGAUUGCUUCCGGAGCGAAGGAAGUUGCCACGGGGGUGAUUGCUCCUGCGGCCACAAAUCUCGGCGACAGUGUCAAGAAUGCCAUAUGUGCGCAUACGAUCUUUUGCUGA
This is a messenger RNA of Zasmidium cellare ATCC 36951, 1833 nucleotides long. RefSeq lists its product as uncharacterized. The record is from RefSeq and is a predicted model, not a curated record. NCBI's taxonomy places the organism in Eukaryota, Fungi, Ascomycota, Dothideomycetes, Mycosphaerellales, Mycosphaerellaceae. Bases 1 to 1833 code for a protein of 610 amino acids. The transcript is spliced from 2 exons.